Molecule: messenger RNA, 2166 nt
Organism: Fusarium oxysporum Fo47
Lineage: Eukaryota; Fungi; Ascomycota; Sordariomycetes; Hypocreales; Nectriaceae
Product: MCM2/3/5 family-domain-containing protein
Exons: 4
Coding region: 1-2166 (721 amino acids)
Biological process (GO): double-strand break repair via break-induced replication; DNA replication; DNA replication initiation
Cellular component (GO): MCM complex; nucleus
Molecular function (GO): single-stranded DNA binding; DNA replication origin binding; 3'-5' DNA helicase activity
Source: RefSeq, a predicted model, not a curated record
AUGGACCGCGGAUCGAUCUACUCUGCGCACGUCUACGAGCCGAGUUUCGGUGAGAAUAGAGAUACUCGCCUACAGCUUCAAACGCAACUCGAAGCCUUUAUCCUUGACUUCCGGCUUGGCAACAACUUUGUCUACAGAGAUCAACUAAGAGAGAACGCACUGCUAAAGAGGUACUACUGCGAUGUCAACAUCAAUGACUUGAUCGCCUUUAACGAGGAGUUGGCGCAUCAGUUGGCAUCUGAGCCAGCCGAGGUCAUCCCUUUGUUCGAAUAUGCUUUGAUGAAGUGUACCCACCGCAUUGUCUUCCCUCACGAGCCCAAAGUCGACAUCCCCAAGCACCAGCUCCUUCUUCAUUCCAACGCAGACGAUGUGUCCAUCCGCAAUCUCGAUUCGAUGGCUAUUGCUCGAUUGGUCCGGGUACCAGGUAUCGUCAUCGGUGCCUCCGUCAUGUCCUCAAAAACAACAGAACUUCAUAUACAAUGUCAAAAUUGCGGACACGCAAAAGCCAUUCCUAUCCUGGGUGGAUUCACUGGUGUAACUCUGCCCCGACAAUGUGCUCGGAGCAGAAUUCCCAACGAUCCCACGCCGAGGUGCCCCUUGGAUCCGUACUUUGUCGUACACGAGAAGUCACACUUCGUCGACCAGCAGAUCAUCAAGCUUCAGGAAGCACCUGAUCAAGUCCCCGUUGGAGAACUGCCAAGACAUGUUCUCAUCUCAGCUGACAGAUACCUAACAAACCGGGUUGUUCCUGGAUCGCGGUGCACUGUCAUGGGCAUCUUCUCCAUCUACCAAAGUAAGGCCUCCAAAAACUCAUCCAACGGUGGCGCAGUGGCUAUCCGCACCCCUUAUCUAAGGGCAGUUGGAAUCCAGUCAGACAUUGAUCAAGCAGCCAAGGGCAACGCCACUUUCUCAGAGGAGGAAGAGCAAGAAUUCUUCGAGCUGAGCAGACGGUCCGACAUUUACAACGUCAUGGCUGCUUGUAUCGCUCCUUCAAUUUACGGACACCGGGACAUCAAGAAGUCAAUUCUCUGCCUCCUGUUAGGUGGCUCAAAAAAGAUCCUCCCUGACGGCAUGAAACUUAGAGGCGAUAUCAAUGUACUACUUCUCGGUGAUCCUGGUACGGCCAAGUCUCAACUUCUAAAGUUUGUCGAGAAGGUAGCACCCAUCUCUAUCUACACCUCCGGAAAAGGUUCAUCUGCCGCCGGGUUGACAGCGUCCGUCCAGCGUGAUCAGUCUACCCGUGAGUUCUAUCUUGAAGGUGGUGCUAUGGUUCUGGCCGAUGGUGGAGUAGUGUGUAUUGAUGAGUUUGAUAAGAUGCGAGCCGAAGACCGAGUCGCUAUCCACGAAGCCAUGGAACAACAAACCAUUUCCAUCGCCAAGGCCGGUAUCACCACCAUUCUCAACGCGCGAACAUCAGUCCUGGCUGCUGCCAAUCCCAUCUUUGGUCGAUACGAUGACAUGAAAACUCCUGGAGAGAAUAUCGAUUUCCAAACCACCAUCCUGUCGCGUUUCGACAUGAUUUUCAUUGUCAAGGAUGAUCAUAGCCGCGAGAAGGAUGAGAAGAUGGCCAAGCACGUUCUUGGUAUCCAGAUGAAUGGUCAGGGAGCCGACGAAUUGGUCGAGUCUGAGAUCCCUAUCGACAAGAUGCGAAGAUAUAUCACCUACUGUAAGACUCGCUGCGCUCCUCGACUCAGUCCCGAAGCUGGUGAGAAGCUCUCCUCCCACUUUGUCUCUAUCCGUCGCCAAAUCCACGACGCCGAAAUAGAAGCCAACACCCGCUCCUCCAUUCCCAUCACAAUCCGUCAGCUGGAAGCUAUCGUGCGUAUCACUGAGUCUCUUGCUAAACUCACCCUCUCUCCCGUUGCCACCGAGGCGCACGUUGAUGAGGCUAUCCGGCUAUUCCUAUGCUCUACCAUGGACGCGGCCAACCAGGGCAGCAACCAGGGCAGCCGUGAGUUGAACGAGGAGGUGAACCGUCUCGAGACUGAGCUCAAGCGUCGUCUACCUAUCGGAUGGAGCACAAGUCUGUUCACACUACGGAGAGAGAUGGUAGAGGGCAAGGGGUACAGUGAGCAGGCGUUGAAUCGAGCACUGAUGAUUCUCCAGCGAAGAGACAUAAUCAUGUUCAGAAAUCAGGGAGCACAGGUCUAUCGAAAUGGAGCUUAA